GCUGUUGCAGCCACGACAGCGGCUGGAAAGGACAGCAGGCCGCACAGACCCAGGACAGCCGCACCGUGCAGCACCACACCAGAACAGGAUUAAUGAGUGAAAUGUGGAGACACACACCUCACUCACGACCUGGAGAAUAUUUGAGUUGUUGAGGAGUGAACCAGAAAGAGGGGUUGCAACAGUGAAUCAGCACAUUUUUCGCUUAAAGAAAAGAUGGAGCUGCCACCUCGGCCUACACUGUUUGACUUCCAUGGAGUCUCCAUGACCAAAUACUUCACUGACAACUGGGACAACAUACAGAACUUUAAAGCGAGACCAGAUGAUAUUCUCAUAGCUACUUACCCUAAAGCAGGAACCACAUGGGUCUCUUACAUCCUGGAUCUGCUGUAUUUUGGGCAGAUGUGUCCAGAGCAUCAGGCGUCUAGUCCUAUUCAUCAGAGAGUGCCAUUCCUGGAGAUCAGCGUACCUGGUCUACAAUCAGGAAAAGACUUGGCAGACCAGCUCCCCACCACACCUCGUCUCAUUAAAACUCAUCUACCAGUCCAGUUUGUGCCAAAGUCCUUCUGGGAGCAGAACAACAAGAUAGUCUAUGUGGCCCGUAAUGCCAAGGACUGUGCAGUGUCCUAUUACCACUUUGGCCGCAUGAACAGUCUCCAGCCAGAACCAGGAGACUGGAGCACAUUUCUACAGGAUUUCAUGGAGGGAAAGAUGGUGUUUGGACCGUGGUAUGACCAUGUGAACAACUGGUGGGAGAAGAAACAGACUCACACAAAACUUCAUUAUAUGUUCUAUGAAGAUCUGAUUGAGGACUCUGGACGAGAGAUAGACAGACUCUGUUCCUUCCUUGGUUUGUCUCCCUCAGCUGAGGAGAAGGAAAGAGUCAUGACUGGAGUGAAGUUUGACACCAUGAAAGAAAACAAAAUGAACAACUAUUCCACUGUUGAAUUUAUGAAUCACAAGGUGUCUCCUUUCAUGAGAAAAGGGAAAGUUGGUGACUGGAAAAACCAUUUCACUGUGGCCCAGAAUGAACUGUUUGAUGAGGACUACAAGCAGAAAAUGAAGAAUCCGACACUGCAAUUUCGUACUAACGUUUAGUGCAAAAAAGUGCAUAAUGAAGUCCUGAAAUGAUAAGCGAUUAAUAAGAUAAUAAUGUUGAUGCCACUGAGUCAGAUGUAAAAUUUGAUUGACAGGAAUAUUACCUAAUCAGUGUGGAGUAUUUCUCAUUUUAGUAAUGCUGACUGAUGAUAAUCAGACUUUUUUUAUACAUUUGACUGACAUUAAAUGGGAUAUUACUAUAUUUGGGAAUUACAUUACUGCAUUACAUGACAUUGAUUUGAGGAAAUCAGUUGGACUAAAGUGUAUUUACUUUAUUGUUAUUUAUUAUUAUUUUUAUUUUUAUAUAUCUUCAUUGACUGCUCUUUACUGAGGCCAUCCAGUAAAAGAGUUCAAAUUAGAUAAAUUUCGCAGCGAGUCCCAUCGGGGGCACAAGAGAACUUGGAUAUCGUCUUCUGUGUUGACUUCAUUGCCUCAGUGUUGCAGAUCAUGUCGACCAGUCAACAUAAAAACAGCAUUUACAGAAAUAUCAAUAAGUAAAUGAAUCCUAACACUACCAUCAGUAGCAGACUGUGCACAAAGUUAAAAUCUAAAUAGUAAGAAAUAAUUAUUAUUAAGCCUUAUUUAUUCGGAAAAUCUCACUGAGAUCAAAAUCUUUUUUGCGAGAGAGACUUGAAAACAGGUUAAAUAUACACAGGAUCACAAUAAGAUAAUUUACAUCACAAUCACAAAAGAAUCAUCAUACACACUCACAGACACACUACUUAAAACAAUCACAAUCACAUUGCAACUAAACACUGGAACUCACUUCCCGUGCACAUCAAGGAAAUUCUUACACAUCACACUUUCACAGGCCGGCUGAAGAUGUGGCUCAUUGAAAUCAUUGAUCAGUUGUUUUCUGUGAUUUAUCUUUUUCCAUUUUGCUGACUCUUUCUUUCUUGCUCUCAUAUGUUGUGUUUAUAAAAAUCUUAUCUUUUUGUUUUCUAACAUAUGUGAUUUUAGUUUUAGGAUGCCUUUUAAUAUCUGACCAGGAACAACAGAUGAAAAUUUUGUCUUUUAGGCUAACUUUGGCUCAUUAACAUAUAUAUGUAUAUAUAUAUAUAUAUAUACGU
Molecule: messenger RNA, 2165 nt
Organism: Thunnus maccoyii (southern bluefin tuna)
Lineage: Eukaryota; Metazoa; Chordata; Actinopteri; Scombriformes; Scombridae
Product: cytosolic sulfotransferase 2-like
Exons: 9
Coding region: 214-1095 (293 amino acids)
Biological process (GO): sulfation
Cellular component (GO): cytoplasm
Molecular function (GO): sulfotransferase activity
Source: RefSeq, a predicted model, not a curated record